GGAUCGCUAAAUAUUGGUUUGGAGACAAGCUGUGUAGCAUCCAUCCCGUCUCACUCGAGGUGCGUAUAAUCCCGCCAGCAGCUUAGAUGGCAAGUAGGCAGGUCCUCAGUCACGAUUAGCCGGGGGCGAUACAAAAGACCUCGCGGCCCACGUAUUCGCGGCGUCCCUGGAGGGAAGACGAUAGCCUAGAUAGGUUUCAGCAUCACGUCUGCUGUCCACUUUUAGGUCCAGGCAAAUCCUGCUCGCCUUCGCGGUACGGUCUGAUUCACACGAUUCAAACCAGAUACAGGAUCCCUUGAAUUCGAUCCUUUAACAGACUGGGUUUCAUAUCAGCUUUACCCAUUUAGGCGGGUGGUUUUUUGCUUGCGUAGUACCCAAGGGUCGAAGCGUACACGGGUUGCUUCAUAUUAAACCCCGUUUCUAGUCUCCGAAUCGUUGAGUUCCUGCCCCGAGGUCGCAUCGAUAUCACCAAGUCUAGGCCCGUACAUUGACAUCGAGAGGCUAUACCUAGCAGAAGUCGAAGUUCCCAGAAGUCUACGGAGCCUCAGAAUAUCGCCACCUUAUAAGCUCGUCUGCGUCGCGAGAGAGGGGGAGAGGCAACGCUGGAUGCGCCCUGAGAUCCGCUCACACCGAGAGAUGAAUCUAUCUGGCAUCCGUGCGUCGAAAUGUCUAACCCUUACCUCGAUCCCAACUACAAUCCGUAUCCCCGGUCCGUCUUGGUCGGGACGGCCGUCUUCUUCAUCAUUCUCCCCAUAAUCUCCGUAGGGGUCAGAUUCUAUGCGCGAUCGGUGAGUUGGGCCAAGGUUGGAAUCGACGACUUGAUCACCAUCCCGUCGAUGCUCAUCUGCAUCGGGCUCUCGAUAACCCAGAUCAUCGCAACGGAGGCCGGAGGGCUGGGAAGCCACCAGGAGCUCGUCGACGGCCAAGUCGCACACACCACGCAGCUGUACGUGUACGAGAAGACCAAGUACACCUACCAACUUCUCGGGACGGUCGGCCUCUGGGUCAUCAAGCUUUCGGUGCUCCUCUUCUUCCGCCGCAUAUUCUCGGUUCGGUCUUUCCGCGUCAUCAACGAUGUCUUCAUCGGCAUCACCGUCGCCUGGGGCAUCGCUUUCACGUUUACCGUCGCGUUGCAGUGCACGCCGGUCUCGACGCUCUGGGAGAAGUUCGAGAUCGAGUACGGAGACUCGUGCAUAACGGUGCAGCCCUUCUACUUUUCUUUAGCCAUCUCCGACCUCAUCCUCGACGUGGUCAUCUUCAUCCUGCCCGUUCCUCACCUGUGGCAGCUCCAACUGCCCUGGAGGGAGAAAGUCGGCGUUGCUGGUAUCUUCCUCUUGGGAUCCAUUGUCGUCGCCAUCGGUAUCACACGGACUAUCAUCUUCGGAUGGGUGAUUUCUUUCACCACCGCCAAUCCGCUCGUCUACUUCUCGGACAUUACCUGGUACACAGCGGGCACAUUGUUCUGGCACUUGGCCGAGAAUGAGGUUGGGCUCCUAGGUUGCUGUCUGCCGACGUACGCGCCGCUGUUCCGGGGCGUGCUGAAGAAGCGCACUACCUUGGGCGCGUCGGGUGGUUCGUCCGGGCUGAGCUCGCACAAGCGGUCCACCCAUACGGCGUACCACCAGCGCCUCGAAGACGAGGAAUCGCUGACCCGGGUGGGAGGUUCUGGACAAGUUACCUCGGCGGGGUUUGAGGAGCAUGCGCUGGAAGCAAUACCCAACAACCGAAUCGUGGUCAACACUAAGAUCCAGGCCGAGAGUUCGGCGGCCUAGCAGAUCUGGAUCCGAUUACCUAGUAGUAGUGGCAUAGCAGUAACUAAUAUCUCGCAACUAGAUAUAGGUACAGGAUAUCUGUGUAAUAUAAUGUCUGUAGCAGUCGCAGAGCCGUCGAGAACGAGGA
Messenger RNA from Durotheca rogersii, 1899 nucleotides. RefSeq lists its product as uncharacterized. The coding region runs from base 666 to 1772 and encodes 368 amino acids. The record is from RefSeq and is a predicted model, not a curated record. The transcript has 3 exons. Lineage: Eukaryota; Fungi; Ascomycota; Sordariomycetes; Xylariales; Xylariaceae.